AUGGGUGUUAGAACGUAUCUGAAUCGACUACGACAAGUUUUCAUAUUCUCAUUGCUUGCUUUUGCAUCAAAUUUUGAAUAUGGAUUUUCGACCACUUAUUUGAACACCCCAGUGGAACAAUUCAAGGUGUUUUUAAAUGAAUCCUUCGAGAAAAUGGACAAAACAAUGACGGAAACCGGCUACAGUAUGCUUUGGAAUUUGAUCCUUAACAUAUGGUUCGUGGGAUUUUUCAUUGGGAUCUGGUUUAGCCCGCUGUUGAACGAUAGAUUCGGCAGAAAAGUUGGAUUUCUGAUCGGUUGUGGAAUCGCACUGGUCGGUGCCGUGCUUCGUCUUCUUGCUGUCUGUUUUUAUCGUCCAGAACUUCUGAUCAUUGGACGUUUUUUGACUUCGAUGUGCGAGGCGGUCACCUAUCAGUCGUGUAUUCUUUAUCUGCAGGAAUGUUCACCGACAGCAAAACGAGGCAUGAUGACAUUCCUCAGCGAGAUCGCCUAUUCAUCUAUGUGUCUUUUUGGGAUGAUGCUUGGCACCAGACAACUUCUCGGUGACGAUUUGGUUGCGUUAAUGACUUUUGCGGUGCCAUUUUGUACUUUUUUCUUCGUAGCAUUGUUCUUUCUUCCCGAAACUCCUAAAUUCCUCCUGAUAGCUCGUUCUAAUCGACCAGCUGCGGAACGUUCUGUACGGUUCUAUCAUGGAAGUGAUUCUGAUGUGGAUAUGGUGCUUAAGGAGAUUGUUAUGGAAGCAGAAGACGAAACUCAAGCGGUUGCAUCAUGGAGUUCGAUCAAAGAGAUUUUUACUGAGCCGCAUCUCAGAAGAGCUGUCAUUCUCAGCAUUUCCGCUUUACAGAAUACUGUAGCACUGUGGUCAAUGUUAUUAUCGUCCACGUACUUUCUCGAGCAAAUCGAUCUUGACGAAGCAGUGGCAUCAUGGAGUAGUACAGCAAUGACGCUUGGCUAUGUACUCGGCACCAUAGCUGGAUCUACAUGGAUUGAGAGAUUUGGUCGCCGAACCAUCCUGUUGUCAUUCACAAUAGUCGAUAACAUGGUCCUUGUGUUGUACGUGGUAUGUGCUGAGCUCAGCUCAUUGGUGGACCAGUUCAAGUACGGAUGUCUCGUGCUGCUUAUUCUAUACGCGUUUAUUUAUGGCAGCGGCGUAGGCCCGAUAUCAUGGUUCAUCUCAUCGGAAUUGGUGCCGCAGAAAUACCGUAGCAUCACGCAAUCUACGUGCUACUCCUUGAACACUAUUAUUGUUGUCAUUCUUACAUUUUCAAUUCUACCACUCUAUGGAGCAGUUGGAAAUUACGCCUUUCUCAUUCUCUAUACCAUACCAUCAGUCAUAAGCAUAUUUAUACUGUACUUUUACCUUCCUGAGACAAAAGAAAUUCGAAUGCAGAUCGCGCCACUGUUGUGCGCAUCCCGCUCUGAUGUCGCCACUACCUUUGUGACAAGCGGUUUUGGGUCCUCAAACGCUUUCAAUGGUCAGCAUCCAGUGCGUUGGUUACUUGUAUUGGAUGCUUGUGCUCGACUUCGGCAGUUGACAGUCUCGUUCGAUGUGCUACGCGGGAUGCAACUUAGCAACUUUCUUCGGCACUGCCUCAAACUUGGGUAG
Molecule: messenger RNA, 1605 nt
Organism: Necator americanus (New World hookworm)
Lineage: Eukaryota; Metazoa; Nematoda; Chromadorea; Rhabditida; Ancylostomatidae
Exons: 11
Coding region: 1-1605 (534 amino acids)
Biological process (GO): monosaccharide transmembrane transport
Cellular component (GO): membrane
Molecular function (GO): hexose transmembrane transporter activity
Source: RefSeq, a predicted model, not a curated record